AAACGCGAUUAUUUCACAGGAUGUGACAAUAUCUGGCAACCCGGAGACGCAAUCUGUGUCAAUUGCCGGGCGACGUAGUGCGAAUAAAGGCCGUAGUCUAUUUGUGAGUGUGGCUCAUAUUGACGCGUGAGGUUGCCUUUAGCCCCAUUUGUCUCCAUGGCGGGUUGAUGAUUUAUCUUUUAGUUUGUCCGUUGCUCGUUUCGGUGUCGCCGGCGUCGCGUCGUGUCCGUGUUUUUGCGCCGUAAUGACAGGUGUUCAAGGUAAAGCGCCUACAGGAUGACGCCUUUCUCUCUUGUCGCUCGAUGCAAAAGGUGCAUGAGGGAGGCUUCGGUCUUUGUUUUCAUAUUGUUUAUUCAGUAGACGUCGGACGGUUUAGACAGGAGAGAAACCGGCGCGACAUCCACACUCAGAAUGAGAAAAAGCAUCCCUUUUGAAAACCGUCAUCAUUAAUGGACAAUAAUUAAUCCUCGGGGGACGUUAAUUGGUUAAGGGGUUUAAAGCCGCGCACCGACUGACUUAAAUUUGUGAUGCCCUAUUUUCGCUUGUAGUAAACGGCUCGUUGUGCAGGUUCAGUAGGCUACAGGCAGAUUAUCGAGCGGCAGAGGAGGAGGAGGUCUGUGUGGCAGAUAAAGAUGGUGUUUCGGAGUGAAGAGAUGUGCUUGGCGCAAUUGUUUCUGCAGUCCGGCUCUGAAUAUGACUGCAUUAGUGAGCUCGGAGAGCUGGGGCUGGUCGAGUUUCGAGAUCUCAACCCAAGUGUCAGCUCAUUCCAGCGACGCUUCGUCAGCGAAAUCAAGAGGUGUGAGGAGAUGGAGAGAAUUCUGGGGUACCUUCUGAGGGAGAUUCAAAAGGCUAACAUAGCCGUUCCAGAGGAGAAUGAGAGUCCACUUGCUCCCCCUCCCAGACAAGUCCUUGAGAUCAUGGAGCAGCUUCAGAGGCUGGAGAUGGAGCUCAGCGAGGUGGCCCGAAACAAGGAGAAGCUGCGGAGGAACCUCCUGGAGCUCACCGAGUACACACACAUGCUGAAGAUCACGCGGACCUUCAUACACAGCCGCUCCAGACAUGAGGCUCUUGGUCCCCAGUAUGAAGAAUUUCCCACUAUGGAGACGGACUCGGUGACAGGAUGCACCGGCAUGCAAAGGCUUGGAGCCAAGCUGGGGUUUGUGUCAGGUCUCAUCCAGCGGGUGAAGGUGGAGGCCUUUGAGCGCAUGCUGUGGAGAGUGUGUAAGGGCUACACCAUCCUCAGCUACGCAGAAGUGGAUGAGAACCUCGCUGAUCUCGACACUGGUGAGAUAAGCAAAAGUGUCGUAUUUCUCAUCUCUUUCUGGGGAGACCAGAUUGGACAGAAAGUUCAAAAAAUUUGCGAUUGUUACCACUGCCAUCUUUAUCCACACCCUGAGAAUGAUGAGGAGCGGGCAGACGUGUUGGACAGCUUAAGGACACGUAUCCAAGACCUGAACAAUGUGCUGCACCGCACUGAGGACUACCUGAGGCAGGUUCUGCAGAAGGCCUCGGAGUCAGCAUAUACCUGGGUCGUGCAGGUGAAAAAGAUGAAGGCAAUCUACCAUAUCCUGAAUCUCUGCAGCUUUGAUGUCACCAACAAGUGUCUGAUAGCUGAGGUGUGGUGCCCCGUCAGCGACCUGGCAAACCUGCGUGGAGCGCUGGAGGAGGGCUCGAGAAAAGGUGAUGCCACUGUGCCGUCUUUUGUGAACCGCAUCCCAAGUACUGACACCCCACCUACUCUUUUAAGAACCAACAAGUUCACAUCUGGCUUUCAGAGUAUUGUGGAAGCUUACGGGGUGGGGGACUAUCGCGAGGUAAGCCCAGCUCCCUACACCAUCAUCACAUUCCCCUUUCUGUUCGCUGUGAUGUUCGGUGACCUCGGGCACGGGAUCGUAAUGAGUCUCUUUGCCUUGUGGAUGGUGCUGACAGAAAAGAAGCAGAAGAAGAAACGAUCCAAUAAUGAAAUAUGGGCGACUUUCUUCAACGGGCGUUACAUCAUCCUGAUGAUGGGGCUUUUUUCAAUUUACACCGGACUGAUCUACAAUGACUGUUUCUCCAAGUCUCUCAACAUAUUUGGCUCCGGCUGGAGCGUCAAGGCAAUGUUCACGAAUCAACAGUGGACAAACAAAACCCUGCAAACAAAUGCUUUGCUUACAUUAGACCCUAAUGUCAGUGGUGUUUUCAGUGGACCAUACCCGUUUGGCAUUGAUCCUAUAUGGAACAUGGCGGUGAACCGGCUGUCCUUCCUCAACUCCUACAAGAUGAAGAUGUCAGUUAUUAUCGGGGUCAUCCACAUGAGUUUUGGAGUGGUACUGAGUGUCUUCAAUUACUUGCACUUCCGACAGAAAUUUAAUGUCUAUGUGCUAUUUCUUCCUGAGCUGCUCUUCCUGCUCUGUCUCUUUGGCUACCUGGUCUUCAUGAUUUUCUACAAGUGGUUGGCGUACGGUGCACGAGACUCCAGCAAGGCUCCCAGCAUCCUCAUCCACUUCAUUAACAUGUUUGUCAUGCAGGGGAAGGAUAUCACUCCUCUUUACCCAGGACAGACUGGGCUGCAGAUUUUCUUAGUCCUGAUAGCUUUGCUGUCGGUUCCCGUGCUGCUGUUAGGAAAACCUCUUUACUUGUACUGGCUGUACCGUGGAGGCAAAGGCCUGCGCAGGCGUAGAGGUUAUGAGAGGGUGAGACGUGUCAGUGAGGAUGACAAUUCCACAACACCAUCCUAUGAAGAGGAUGAAGAGGAGGGACUUGAUGAAAUACCCAGCAGAGAAGCUCUUCCCAGAGAGUUUGACUUUGCGGACGUGCUCCUGUACCAGGCCAUUCACACCAUAGAGUACUGCCUGGGCUGCAUUUCCAACACUGCAUCAUACCUGCGUCUCUGGGCGCUCAGCUUGGCUCACGCCCAGCUGUCAGAGGUGUUGUGGGCCAUGGUGAUGCGCCUGGGCCUGAGGGUCACUACCAGAGUGGGGGUGGUAUUUCUGGUCCCCGUGUUUGGCCUCUUCGCCAUGCUCACCGUGUCCAUCCUACUGGUUAUGGAAGGCCUAUCAGCCUUCCUCCAUGCUCUCCGGCUUCACUGGGUGGAGUUUCAGAACAAAUUCUACCACGGGACCGGCGUCAAGUUUGUGCCCUUCGACUUCUCCCUCCUUCCCUCCGUUUUCGAACAAGACGGCUUGCUUUAAAAAUAUGGACUCCGAAGUGUUGCAUAUGAGUGGAGGCAGACUUUAUAAUUGGGAAGGAUGCUGGAAGUUGGAACAAUUCACACUGUGAUAAGGACAACAAAUCUUCACAACAACGGAUUGAAACUCACUCUUGUAGCAACGUUUUUCACCAUGACGAUUUUUAAAAUGUUCUCGGCUGUGCUGACUGCCUUACUACUGUACCCAGCAAACCUCUGAACACACAGAGGCUCAAAAUUAUUCAUGUUCCGUUAAUGAUUUAAUUUCGUAGGUGAGAUAUUGCUGAACACUUGGAUUUAAAUAUUUAAUUUGCGUUGUCCUGUGUAAACUGGAUUUGUAUUAUUUACAACACGGUAUUUAAAAUAAACAGUUAUACAGUGCAACGUAAAGUCAGGAAUAUGUUACAAUGAUAUCUAAUGAAGACCUUGUCGAGCAUCCAGAUGUAGUGCCAUAGAGAUUUAUUUCGGAUGAUGACAUGGAGAUGCCUUUGGUUUUCUAAAACUGCUCCUACAUGUGAUAAGAGAAAACCUGUAGGCAUCAGAAUCUGAAGAAAGAAUAAAAACGUCACAACCCUUUUUGUGUGAGGCAUAUUGUCACAAAGCACUUUGCAGAAAUGAUUGUACAAUGAAAAGUUUUCAGUAACGACUGUGAUGAUGCCAAAUGGAAAUAAUCCUUCAACUGUUAGCUGUUUGCUUAUUUACUUAUUAAUGCAUUUAUUUAAACAUAACCUCCCCCUGUAAUCAAUAGAAAAGUAUCAGAUACGCCAGAAAAAAUCAAGAAGCCUUAGGUCUUUCUUUGAUGAUAACUGCUUGUUGCAUUUGUUAAUAAUAAUUAAUCAUGGUAUUUAUUUAAAAUAUUGUCUGUACAAGAGUCUAAUAUUUUACCAUUUUGAUGUGUUGAAUAAAGGUUUCAAGAAAUGCAAGCAAA
Messenger RNA from Scatophagus argus, 4097 nucleotides. RefSeq names its product ATPase H+ transporting V0 subunit a2a (gene atp6v0a2a). Gene Ontology annotation, molecular function: proton-transporting ATPase activity, rotational mechanism; ATPase binding. Gene Ontology annotation, biological process: vacuolar acidification; proton transmembrane transport. Bases 633 to 3173 code for a protein of 846 amino acids. The transcript is spliced from 20 exons. Gene Ontology annotation, cellular component: plasma membrane; vacuolar proton-transporting V-type ATPase complex; vacuolar proton-transporting V-type ATPase, V0 domain. Lineage: Eukaryota; Metazoa; Chordata; Actinopteri; Scatophagidae. The record is from RefSeq and is a predicted model, not a curated record.